CAUCACAACACUUUUUCAUAACAUCACGUUUCAUAACAGCAUUCCGACGCCUGCCGUUUUUGUAUGAGCAGCCGUACAUUUAUAUUUCCACGACAGAUCAUUGUUUGAUCAAUAAACGGCGUUCUCUAAGCAUGGCGUCAGUGCUGUCACAGCUGAUGGGGCAGUGGAUGGAUGUUCAGGGUCUCCUGAUAUUUCUGUGUGUGCUUCUGCUGGUGAAACACCUGCGAGAUGUUCUUACAAACAACAUGCCGCCAGGACCCUUCCCUCUGCCUUUGAUUGGAAAUGUACUGAAUAUAGGCUUUAAUGAUCCAAUGGGCUCCUUUCAGAGGAUUGCUGAGAGGUAUGGAGAUGUGAGCACAUUGUAUUUGGGAAACAAACCGUGCAUCCUGCUCACUGGAUACGAGAGUUUCAAAGAGGCGUUUGUGGAGCAGGCGGACAUCUUCACAGACCGGCCGUACUUCCCUAUAGUUGACAAGAUAAGUAAAGGGAAAGGUCUGUUUAUGUCCAGUGGGCACAUGUGGCGUCAGCAGAGGCGUUUUGCUCUGGCAACACUCAAAUACUUUGGUGUGGGGAAGAAAACUCUAGAAAACUUCAUCCUGCAGGAGUGUCGCUUUCUCUGUGACUCUAUACAGACUGAACGAGGUUUGCCCUUCGACCCUCAGCAUUUUGUGACCGAUGCAGUGGCUAAUAUAAUCUGUGGGUUGGUGUUUGGUCACAGGUUUGAGUAUGAUGACCAUAAAUUUCAUCUGAUGCAGAAGUAUUUAGAUGACUUAUUACAGCUUCCCAUCUCAAACUGGGGUCGGUUAUAUAAUCAGUUUCCCAUCCUCAUGUCGAUGCUGCCAGGAAAACAUCAGAGGGCAUUCGCCAGCAUACCUAAGCUUCAGCCCUUCCUGCAGGAGGAAAUCAGAAAACACAAGGAAGAUAGAGACCCGUCCAACCCCAGAGACUACAUCGACUGUUAUCUGGAGGAGAUUGAGAAGUGUAAGGACAUUGAGGCAGAGUUCACUGAGGAAAACCUGAUGUAUUGUGUGGUGGAUCUGUUUGGAGCAGGAACAGAAACCACCUCUAACACACUCAGAUGGGCUUUACUCUUCAUGGUCAAGUACCCAGAAGUACAAGAGAAAGUCCAGUCUGAGAUUGAUCAGGUGAUUGGACAGACACGCCAACCACUGAUGGAUGACCGGACAAAUCUACCGUACACCUACGCAGUGAUCCAUGAAAUUCAGAGGUUCGCCAACAUUGUUACCUUUACGCCUCCCAGAAUGGCCAACAAGGACACAACAGUAGGAGGACGUCUCAUCCCGAAGGGUGUGUUAGUGAUGCCAUUGCUUAAGUCAAUCCUGCAGGAUAAGAAUAAGUACAGCACUCCCUAUGAAUUCAAUCCUGCUCACUUUCUGGAUGAAAAUGGCAAAUUUUUGAAGAAAGACAGUUUCAUCCCUUUUUCAAUAGGUAAGAGGAUGUGUCCAGGUGAGCAGCUCGCUCGUAUGGAGCUCUUCCUCUUCUUCACGUCUCUGAUGCAGUGUUGCACCUUCCUGCCUCUUGAAGGACGAAUGUUGAGUCUGAAAGGAACUAUAGGUGUCUUGUCUGGUCCUGAACCCUUCCAGAUACGUGCUGUGCUUCGAUAGUGUAGAUUCUAAUCACUCAAAAUUUAGCUCUGCUCCAGAAUCAUGUUCAAACACCAGUGUUCAUUAUAUAGCUUUACAGUCACUUUGAAUAAAAUAACCCCCCCCCCCCCCAAAAAAGGUUCUUUCCUCUCACAGAAUUUUUGCAGGAAAUUUGACAGUCAUUUAGAGCCACUCCUAACAAAUUAGGAUUUUAAUUAAUCAGAAUGUUUUGCAGACAAACUAAAUCUUUGGCAUAGCCCAUACUUACAUAUCGAUUAUUGAUCCUCUAAACUCAAACGUUCUUAGAGAUUGUGAUUAAGGAAAUUGACUUUUAUCAUAAUUCUAUUUUGUACAGUCUUUGGAUACUAAGCAAAAACAUUCUAAAUUUAAUCAAUAUUAAAUUUAUGCAUUUAGCAGACGCUUUUAUCUAAAGUGACUUUCAGUGUAUUCAGGCUAUCAAUUUUUACCUAUCAUGUGUUCCCAGGGAAUCGAACCCCCAACCUUGGGCUUGAUAGCACAAUGCUCUAUCAAUUGAGCUACAGGAACACUAUCAAUAUCAACUCAAAGACAACAUAACAAUACUUAAUAAAUAUA
Carassius carassius (crucian carp) is the source of this 2198-nucleotide messenger RNA. RefSeq names its product cytochrome P450 2J4-like. Gene Ontology annotation, biological process: xenobiotic metabolic process. The transcript is spliced from 11 exons. Gene Ontology annotation, molecular function: oxidoreductase activity, acting on paired donors, with incorporation or reduction of molecular oxygen, reduced flavin or flavoprotein as one donor, and incorporation of one atom of oxygen; iron ion binding; heme binding. The coding region runs from base 132 to 1625 and encodes 497 amino acids. The record is from RefSeq and is a predicted model, not a curated record. Gene Ontology annotation, cellular component: cytoplasm; intracellular membrane-bounded organelle. NCBI's taxonomy places the organism in Eukaryota, Metazoa, Chordata, Actinopteri, Cypriniformes, Cyprinidae.